This is a messenger RNA of Paramecium pentaurelia, 1725 nucleotides long. The record is from the annotation of a GenBank genome assembly. NCBI's taxonomy places the organism in Eukaryota, Ciliophora, Oligohymenophorea, Peniculida, Parameciidae.
AUGCUUUAGAAAUCGUAUUCUGAAGGAGUUGGAGCAGGUUUCCCACUUACACAAAAUAUUAGAUAUUAAUUGGCCAAAACUAGAGUUGAUGAUCUCUUUAUUAAAUGGCUAACUUUACCUUAAACAUAAAAGUUAGUACAUCAACUGAUAAAGGAUGUGCGGGAAGGAAAGUAAAAUAAUCUUAUUACUCAACCUAAUGCUUUUUUCACAAAUAAAAUGACAAUGUCUGGGAUGUCACAAAGUGCUCUCUUAAGCUCACCUAACAAAAAAAGCUAAGGUCCUUCAACUCCUCCUCGUGCAGACUCAUUUCAUGAAAUUAAAUAGCGCAUUCCAGAAGAUUUAUCAUAAUCAUUGACCUAAUCAUAAAUAAUUUAGAAAAAGCUUCGUGUAGAGGAAGUACAAAAUUAUGAUUUGGUUCCCCAAUUCUAUUUCCCAACAUAAGAGAUCAAUUUAUAAUUACAAUAAGAAUAGAAUGUAUAGUCCAUAUAUUUAUAAUGCUUUAGAAAAUUAUUAAUGAAAUAUUUGGUAAAGCUGAACAUAUUGAUGCUAAUCAUUUUGAAUAGAUCACUACAAAUUUAUGUGGUCUAUGUAAAUACUUAACAAGAAUUUUAAUGACUGCAGUAGAAGGUACAAGCAACAAAAUUAGUAAAACUGCUUUUAUGAAGUAUUGGAAUUAGCAAUUAGCAUAAAAAGAACCAAAACAGAGAUGUUUUCAUAUUCUAAAAAAAGCAAAGAAUGAAUUCAUUUAAUUUGAUGAUUUCAAACCUUUCAUGAAGAGUACAUUCUCUUUCCUAAAUAGUUUUACUUGAAUAGCAUCCGGGGUUGGAAUUUUUGUAAGCAACACCGGAAUUUUAAGAACGAUAUGCAGACACAGUUAUUCAUAGAAUUUUCUUUCAUUUAUGUCGAAAGGAUAACAAUAAAAUUACAUGGCGUGACUUUAAAUCAAGUAAUUUAUUUGAUAUCUUGGAUAUAUUGGGAAAAGAAGAUGAUAUUAAUAAAGUAUUAUUUCUAAGCUCCUUUAUUAGAUAAGAUAAUAUUUCUCAUAUGAACAUUUCUACGUUAUUUAUUGUAAAUUUUGGGAAUUAGAUGGUGAUCAUGAUUUCCAUAUAAGCAAGGAAGACUUCUCUCGUUAUUCCAGCCAUGGUCUAAGUCGUAAAGUUGUUGAUAGAAUAUUUGAUUAAGUUCCUCGUAGAUUUAGAAGUUAAAUAGAUUAAAAGAUGUCAUAUGAAGAUUUUAUUUACUUUAUUUUAUGUGAAGAAGAUAAGACUACUAUAUAAUCAAUAGAAUAUUGGUUUAAAAUUAUUGAUUUGGAUGAUAAUGGUAUUAUUACAGGAUUUGAAAUGGAUUAUUUUUAUGAGGAAUUGAAAUAGAGAAUGGAUUAUUUAAAUCAUGAACCUAUUUUAUUUCAUGAUUUUGUUUGUUAAAUGGUUGAUCUUUUACAUCCUGACAAUGAUAUCCUCUUUAAAUUAAGUCAUUUUAAAUAGAAUCUAACUGUUUGUGGCGUAUUUUUCAAUUUCUUAACUAAUUUAAAUAAAUUAAUUGCUUAUGAAAAUAGAGAUCCAUUUCAAGUAAGAAAUGACAUAGUUGAUCAUCCAGAUUUUACAGAUUGGGAUAGAUUUGCAUUUUAGGAAUAUGUUAGAUUAGCUAUGGAAGAGGAGAAUUAAGAAUAAGGAGAAGUAUUUGAAGGGGAUAAUAUAUGGGAUAAUGAAGAUUCAAAAUAAUGAU